UGUGUGUGCCGCUCUGUGUUACCGUCAGGCCCGGGGUAGGCAGGCGCAGUAUGGGAGAUUCAAGUCAGCUUUCAUAAAGGCUGGCUCGGUGCUGUGAGUGAACAUCGGUGUUCCUGUGACUAAGAUAACUAGUAUCAUAUCAUCACCACUGCUGCUCGUUACUGAAGGCCAUGAUGAAGGUAGAGAAAUAGAGACUACAACGAUACGAAGACACGGAGAUAGCAAGGUAUGGCGUCACUCGGCAAGAGGACAUUGACAUGGGGGGCAGACACAACUGAAGAGAACAGCAGCUACAACUAGUCUGAGAAGCACAAUGCAAGCAACAUACAUCACUUAAGUCCUUGCCGCAACAUUGCAGACAAUCUAACUCUGACAAAAAGGGAAAAUUUAUCGACUCAAGAUGGCCAAGAAGUCAACGCAACUGGACAAGACCAUCUGCAAGUUCAACAGCAUCUACGCAGAGAGGAGACUCAAGAAGCAGAUAGAUCUGAUCGAGAAGGACCGCAAGCAAGUCCUUCUGAAGAUCGAGCGGGAACAGAUUCAUCUCAAGAAGGAGCUGAAGGACCAGCGGCGACAGAAGAUGUCGAGGGUCUUCCCCGAUCCGCCUGAUGGAGUAGAGGACGAGGAAUCCUCGGGUAGGAAGAAGAAAACGAAGCACAAAUCGAAGAGAAAAGUGACGAUAGGAGAGGACGUCCACGAGAUUGACAGCGAGGAUCUGCAUGGGGUUUUAAACGGCAACGGAUUGCUAACCGCCCCUGGGAUAAACAGGGGAACUCGGAGAAACUUAAACAACGAUUCUGACGACGAAUCGAGCCAAGAUGGAGACGAUUCGGAUGAAGAGGUGGGAAAAUCUCAUUCGAGGAUCAGGUUUGUCAACAUCCCAACGGCGACUACAGAAAGCGCGAACGGAUCAGAGAUAGACAGCCCGUACACGUCGAGUGGGUACGGCAACUGGGCGGACCGAGUGUCUCAUCUGAACCGCUCCAACAGUGUGCAGCUACCGGCCGCGCCCAGACACACACCGUUCUCGGGACGCCCGACAACAUCCUCGGGGGCAGUCAGUACGGGACCCACGAGAAGCACCAGUAAUCUAACGUCCAGAAGUUUACAAACUCCGCUGGGUAGAUCUACACCCGUUGGGACUAGGGGAGCUGCUGCUGGCAACAGGCGACCGGUUACGGCGGGUAAUGGACCACUCUACGGGAACUCAAAGCCACCGCGAUAUUCCAUCAUCAAGAAACAGGUUGAAGAGGAAGAGCACGAAACCGUGAUGCGCAUGCGUAAAAUCUACCAGCAGAGAGAGAACGAAGAGGUGGACAACAAGGUUCUGUGUUUCCUGGGUAAGCAGGCGCGGAAGGUGAGCAUGCCGCCCAUCACCACGGCUGAGGAGGCUGAGAUCCUGGACAAGAUCGGGUCGCUGGUGCGGGCGGUGGACAGGCGGAGGAAGAUGAGCGCCAUGCCCAGCGUGGGGGAGGAAUCUGACAACAGCAGGAAGACGUCCACGACAAGCAACAAGAGCUGAUAGAUGUAAUUACCUUACGCGAAGCCCCUGUCACACCAAACGUUAACUUUGACACUCAGACGCCCCAUCCCUGUGCUGUGCAGGAGUUCUUCGUAACGUUACAUAACGUCAGUAUAGUAAGAUGGGCGCUAUGCCCACCGUUCGAAGACAUCAGGAUGACGUCCACAACAAGCAACAAGAGCUGAUAGAUCUAAAUUUGCCUGGGUGCCAAACUGUUGCCAGGGGCAGUAGCCGAAAAUUUUCCAUAGAUAACAUUGCAACAGCUCAGAUAGAAAAGAGACAAAUUAGAUACCCACAGGUGCUCUGGGAUCGGGGCUUGUGACUUCCCCCAGCCGAAAGGUGUAUCGUGUCGAGCAGUGGUCUGGCAUGCAGUCUACUGGUAGAUGGAACUCACAUGUACGUACUAAAGGAAUUUAAACUGACUGAGAAGUUUCAAGCCCAGAAGUUUUCAGAUGACACCCGCCAUCUUUCUUCAGCUUUCAAAGAAGGUAGUCACGUGGCCAGAGGCUAAAAGUUCAACACAGUCCAUGUGAUUGGACGAGAGUGUGUGUAUCAUAAACUUUUUCGACGGUCGAAAAGUACGGAGCAUCAAACUCAAUCAUGAGGCAAAAUCUUCCACGCGAAUAUAGGAAAAGACUGUGCCAAAAAUUGCAAUAAACCUCUGAGAGACAUAACUUCUUCAGGUUUUCAAGAGUAUACGUUUCAAAGAGGACAAACGUGUUAUUUAUCUGAAAUGUUUCAUAGAGUAUAAUGUAUGUGAUACCCGUUUCAGGGUAUGCUUUGAAACUGUGUGUUUGAACCUUCAUAUCGAUAUAAAGAAACCUUGUGGAAAUAUUCUAAUGGUAUAUAUUUGCGUUUAUCCGUCCACUG
Messenger RNA from Branchiostoma belcheri (Belcher's lancelet), 2392 nucleotides. RefSeq lists its product as uncharacterized. Bases 401 to 1522 code for a protein of 373 amino acids. The record is from RefSeq and is a predicted model, not a curated record. Lineage: Eukaryota; Metazoa; Chordata; Leptocardii; Amphioxiformes; Branchiostomatidae. The transcript has 4 exons.